UGGUUGGACCACUUUGAUAUUGUUUUCUUUUGGAGAAUUUAACUAUGAGAUGGGACCAUGUAUGUGUGUGUGUCUUCUCACUUAACUUGCUCAGUCAUGUAAGUUUGGUCUUUCGUGGGGUUCCUAGGAAUUAGCCCUUCCGAAAGGUGUUCUACCCAGAGGAAUACAGGGAGGUUCUUGUGUCAGGGUAUUGGGUUCUUUCGAGCUUUGCAGUGUGGUAGUUCUGAGUCUAAUGGGGAGGCUAGGCUUUCACAGGUUUUUGGAUUUUUUCUCUCUUUCAAACUAUCCAAAUUCUUGUCUUUGCAUGAAUCCCAUGGAAGAAGAAGAAGACAAUCUUGAGAGAAAAGCUCUGAUGAAAAGUCAUGUAGAACAGAUGCUAAAGCUUGGAGAGACUGUUGAUGGAAGCAAGACACUGGCUUUUCAUCUCGAGCCUAAGACUGUAGUUUUAAGAGUGUCAAUGCAUUGCUACGGCUGUGCAAGAAAAGUGGAGAAACACAUCUCAAAGAUGGAAGGAGUGACCUCCUUUGAAGUAGACUUGGAGAGCAAAAAGGUGGUUGUGAUGGGGGACAUCACUCCUUUUGAGGUCUUGGAGAGUGUCUCCAAGGUCAAGUUCGCAGAGCUAUGGGUGGCCCGUGAGUCAUCAAAAAGUGCAUCGUUUGAUGAAGGCACCAACACACAGUCUUCAAGCUCUCACUGAAUCGAUCAACUACUUCUGUGGAUGUUAUAAAUUCUAUGCAAAUAGGCAGAGCCACCUCUCUAGAACAUUGCACCUGAUCGUUGCCUCACCUAUCUUGUCCUGCGUUUGUUGAUGAAGUUAGAUUUUUCACAUAUUUCCCCUCCAUAUUUUAUUUGGGGACAUGGAAAAAUAUAUAUUGCUACUAUAGGAUUACAAGCAGAGAACAAUUGUUUGGCAUCCUCUAAGCUAGGAA
Messenger RNA from Phoenix dactylifera (date palm), 929 nucleotides. RefSeq names its product protein SODIUM POTASSIUM ROOT DEFECTIVE 2-like. Gene Ontology annotation, molecular function: metal ion binding. The record is from RefSeq and is a predicted model, not a curated record. NCBI's taxonomy places the organism in Eukaryota, Viridiplantae, Streptophyta, Magnoliopsida, Arecales, Arecaceae.